AGGGCUGGUCACGGGGUCAUGCUUCGCUUGAAGCAGCCGAAAAUGGCGCCGCUGUCGGCUGCGAUGUUGUUACCGAGGCUGCCGCGUGUUGCCGCGGCUGCCUUUCAACGUGCGCUGGCCUCAACAGCUAGUACGGCUGUGGCACAGUCUCUACCCGAGCAAGUGAAAAUUGUUGAAGUUGGACCCAGAGAUGGACUGCAAAAUGAAAAGGUCAUUGUUCCAGCUGAUGUAAAAAUUCAGUUAAUUAACCUUCUCUCAGAGGCUGGAUUAUCUGUUGUGGAAGCAACAAGCUUUGUCUCCCCAAAAUGGGUUCCUCAGAUGGCCGAUCAGCAGCAAGUGAUGAAAGGAAUCCGAAAAUAUCCAAACGUGAGCUACCCAGUGUUGACUCCAAACCUAAAAGGGUUUGAGAGUGCACUGAAAGCCGGUGCAACAGAAGUAGCCAUCUUUGGAGCAGCCUCAGAAAUGUUCAGUAAAAAAAAUAUUAAUUGUUCUAUUGAUGAGAGUUUACAACGAUUUGAAGAGGUGAUGAAAGCAGCGAAGGAUGCAAGUAUUCCAGUUCGAGGAUAUGUGUCUUGUGUUGUCGGAUGUCCAUAUGAAGGAAAUAUUUCCCCUACUAAAGUUGCAGAGGUGGCCAAGAAGCUUUAUUCAAUGGGCUGUUAUGAAAUAUCCCUGGGAGAUACCAUUGGUGUAGGAACACCGGGCAGCAUGCACAAAAUGCUGUCAGCUGUAAUCAAGGAGGUGCCAAUCAGUGCAUUAGCAGUACACUGCCAUGAUACAUAUGGACAGGCUCUUGUCAAUAUCUUUACAGCUUUACAGAUGGGAAUCAGCACGGUGGAUUCAUCAGUGGCUGGCCUGGGUGGUUGUCCUUACGCAACAAAUGCAUCAGGAAACGUGGCAACCGAGGAUGUGGUCUACAUGUUGAAUGGACUAGGCAUUCACACAGGCGUGGACCUGCAGAAGUUAAUGGAAGCUGGUGCAUUCAUCUGCAAAGCAUUGAAGAGGAAAACCAGCUCUAAAGUCGCUCAAGCAUUUUGCAAGUUAUAAUGAUCAAUAAAUAAUAAAGACAACAGCUGGAUGAAUGUUUACCCUGAAAAUGCUCCUUGUACAAGUGUCCGGCUGCCCCAAGGCUAAACAAAACAAUGGCAGUGGGUCUUCUGUUUCUCAGUUUGAAUCACGGUCAAAAGAGAAAAGCAAGUGAGAUUUUUGAUAACAGCCUGCUGACCAGACCCUUCAAAAUACACAGACACUACAUGCAUAAUCACUGGAGAAAGGAGCUCUGUAAACCUACAACUAAUGGUAAAAAUAAAGAAGCAGGUAACCAAGAAACCUUUCUUCGUUUUGACGUUCUUCCAUCGCGAAAAAAUGAAAAUGAAUAAAAAAUAUUUUGUUUUAGGGAAAUAAAUGUAACUAGCUUUCAGGAAAUUGUCAUUGACGAUUUGUUUUUCAUUGAAUAUAAUCCUGUUUUUAAAAAAAAUUAUAUGUAUAACCUAGAUUAUACAGCCAAUGUUGCGUCAUAGACAUAAAAAGCGUAAGAAAAUCUGCAUAAUAAGCUGAUGAAUGUAAAUUUUGAGGGAUAUUUUGAAGAUGGACAUUGUAUCCUAAUCGAAAACUAGAAUUCUUGAUAAAAUUGUUCUGAGUUUAAUCAUUUUUAAACUGAGAAUACAAAUGAUUGUUUAUUAUAAUUAUAUUUAAUUAUAUUAAUAUUAUUUCAACCUAACAGCCUUACAAAAAUGUGUUUUCAACUUGUGGAAUUUGCCUCUUUGUUAUUUGAUUUUUACCUACAAUUAAAUUUAUUUCACCCAUGCUAAUCCCUAUUUCCAGACAAUAAAUUAAGCCAUUGAUGUAGUUGUUCUUUCUGGGAUGCUGUAAUUUGGUCAUUACAAUCAUCUUUUGUGAAGUAAAUGUUUAGUUUUGCACAUUACUGUGCAUUCUGGAUAGACUGCAAAUUUAGUAAUAUAUUAGUGAAAACCUUUUUUGUCAUUUAAUGUUGGUAUCUAUUGGUAAUAAUGUGUCUACAAUUGUCAAAAUUAAAAAUAUUCUGCUUUAAUGAAGGAAAUCCAAUAUUGACCCAAUCUGUUCGAGAUUAACUGCAGUACCAUAUUAACAAGUUGAUUUUAACCUGCUAUUUUAUUUGAUUUACCAAGGCAUUCCCAUGUAUCAAAUUGCCCCUGUCUAGCGCUUAAAGUAGGUCACACAAAAAUAUUUUCUCAGGGAUACUAGAGAUGAUCAAUAAAAAUGGCCUUGCCAGCAAAUCGCGUACUUAGAAUAAACUUUAAUGAAAAAAGUUACUUUGUUAGAAACAAUUGAUUUAAGUGUCAACUUUCUAAUUGUAAUUAUUCAUACCUAUACAAACAGGUUUCAGAUUGUGUAUAUAAUUUUGAUGUCUGACCUCCAAGUCACAUUGCAUUAAAAUAAUGUAUUUACA
Messenger RNA from Amblyraja radiata (thorny skate), 2425 nucleotides. Its product is annotated as hydroxymethylglutaryl-CoA lyase, mitochondrial. Gene Ontology annotation, molecular function: hydroxymethylglutaryl-CoA lyase activity. The record is from RefSeq and is a predicted model, not a curated record. The coding region runs from base 19 to 1044 and encodes 341 amino acids. The transcript is spliced from 9 exons. NCBI's taxonomy places the organism in Eukaryota, Metazoa, Chordata, Chondrichthyes, Rajiformes, Rajidae. Gene Ontology annotation, cellular component: mitochondrion. Gene Ontology annotation, biological process: ketone body biosynthetic process; L-leucine catabolic process.